This is a messenger RNA of Lactuca virosa, 1854 nucleotides long. NCBI's taxonomy places the organism in Eukaryota, Viridiplantae, Streptophyta, Magnoliopsida, Asterales, Asteraceae. The record is from the annotation of a GenBank genome assembly.
CUCUCGUUUCAAACAAGCAAAUCAGGUCAUCAGGUCAUGCUUUCAACAGAAAAACAAAGAAAAAAAAAAUCAAAUGAGAUGGAGAUGUCCGGAAGUGAAGAUGUAAGAGUUGAAAUACCGCAAGGUAAUCAACCGGAACCAGUCGACAAGAUUAACAUCCACGACGUUGCCCGGGAGUGGGAAGGCUGCUUUGAAGACAAUGACAACACCCAACAUUCAGAACGCAAACGACAAAUGCAAAAAGUACAUCCAUUGCUCUUAAAAGGCGAAAAAGGUGAAAGAAACCGCCAUUGUUAUGAGCCAGCAGUGGUUUCACUUGGCCCUUACCACCAUAACCGAGACGACUUCUCCGCAGCCAACGAAUACAAGCUUGUAACUCUCGAGGAAUAUCGUUUGAGCUGUGGAACUCAAAAUAAUUCCAUGGAUUCGUUAUACUUAUACAACAAGGUGUUCGAGGUGAUACACGAUGCUAGAAAGUGUUAUAUCCAUGGUUCUACAGAUGAAUAUAAUGACGAGCAGUUUAAUCGCAUGAUGUUGCUUGAUGGUUGCUUCAUUUUGUUCUUUAUAGAAUGUGUUGCUAGCCAGAACACUAUGUUGAUGCUAAAUAACGAGUAUUUAGGCGCAUUGGGCUUUGCGCAUAUAUCUCGUGAUAUUCUGUUGCUCGAGAACCAAAUCCCAUUUAUAGUACUCCAAGUUUUGUUGGAUUUGCGAUUCCCAGAAGAUAGAGGCGAAAGGAUCUUAAAUUGGUUUUUUAACUACUUGAACUAUGGUGAAAUCAUCGGUAAGGAAGAAAAUGUGCUUGAAAAGAAGCAACCUCUUCAUCUUCUCGAGCUUUACAGGUCCUAUUUCAUCUCGCUUUCCUCGUGUUUUGCUCAUGUUCAAUCGAGUAAUUCGAGCAUGUGGCAUUGGAGAGAAAACUUGGACAUUGAUACUAAUGAAAAAUGGAAUUAUGUAAAGCGAAAUCGAUCUUUUGCGUCAGUUACGGAACUGAAAGCUAAAGGGAUUUUCUUGAAAUGUACUAAGGUCGAUGACGAGUCUUCAAAUGGAGACAUCAAGUUUCACUCACAUUAUUGUUAUGGUGAGCUUGAGCUUGUUAGUCGAGCGGUGUACUCGAAUUCAAAAGCUAUUUACUUGAACAUGAUCGCUUACGAGAUGUGCCCACAUAAUCCUAAUGACUUUCGAGUUUCGACUUAUAUUCGUGUAAUGAAAUCACUGGUUAUUCGGCCUGAUGACGUGAAGGAGUUACGAGACAACAACAUAUUGCUUCAUAGUCUUGGUCGAGAUGAAGAUGUGGUGAAGGUGUACGAUGAGAUUGAUGCACCCGCGGUUAAUGUCCACAUGUUUAACCAGCUCCGACGAGGAAUUGAGAAGCACUGUAAUAACAAGUAUAAGACGUGGGCGGCGGAGUUGAUUAACAUCUACUUUAGCAGUCCAUGGAAGACAAUGGCUUUAUUGGUCGCUACUGCUAUUCUAAUCACUAGUUUUCUACAGACUUACUUCACCAUCUGGCCAGAUGACUAAUGACUACAGCCGGGAUAUUGUCAAGCUUAUGAGAUGAUGCCUACAGUAUUCUAUUUAAGCCAUUUGUUGUACCUGCUUGAUCCGGAGGUGUUCAUGUUACACGAAGUGGAGGAGCUAGUGUGUAUGGAAUGGGGUCCAUGCACUCCACUUGGUUGUGCCAAAUAUAUAUGUUUUUUUUAAGUCAAUAAUCCCUUAUUGAUAUUACUAGGCACCCACUUCACUGAUUUUAAACUUUCAUGAGUUUCAUCACAACCAUAUCUUGUCUCUUCUGUGCUACGUAUUUGGUUUUGCAAGAAAGAUUCAAAACCAACUCAUGAAAUGGAAUUGGAUCCC